AUGAUCAAGUACUUCCUGGUUGUACAAAUUUUGGUGAAAUUGAAAACAACAGAACCUGCUCCAUGCGAUGGCUUAAUAUUCCGAAACGAGUACUAUGACAAACAUACACUAUUCGAAGGCCUUGGAAGACCCAACAACUUAGUAAUGCAUAAGCCUUCUGGAAACCUCUUUUUUAGCCACACAAUUCAAAAUGGCUCUCACGUUGAUUUCGGGAUUAUGAUUUGUCACAUUGAAAGGAAGAUGUGCAGGGAUGUUCCGGGAGUUGCAGGGGGCUAUGCCAUUACCUGGGACCGUGGCAAUAACUACAUAUUCUUUGGUGGCCACGACGGUAUCUACGUUUACAAUUUUCUCACAAAUUCUGUGAAAUACUUUGCUGAAAAAGGCAAAUCUAUUUGGGGUUUGUUUGCUCGAAGAAACUUUUACUACAUACGAUAUCCAUCGCAGAAACUGUAUGUUUAUAAACGUAAAAAAUUUACAAUGGUACCUGAAGCCAGUAAAAUGGAGAUUGACAAUUUUUUUGUCACCCAGCAGUUUGCGAUUUACUUUUCAAACAAAACUGGCUUGUACAAAGUUCAAAAGCCACGUCUGAAACCAUUCGUUUUGAGACUUGGCAUUAAUGUGAGACAAAUAACGUACGAUGUUUACGGCGACAUAUAUUUUUGUACCAGCGAUGGAAUAUAUAUGGCAGAGAAACGGCGUCGAAAACUCAGGAAAGUAGCUAAUAUAAACGAUAUGUUUGGAAUGACUUUUCACAAGGCUGGUAAUUCGGAGAAAACUAGAAGAAAGAAUUAUGAAGUUAUAUAUUCAGAUAAAAAUAAUAUAUACAUAUUAUUACCGAGUGCAAGGGCAAAAAUCUGUAUGAAUUCUACCAUCAAAGCCACCAACCACAUGCCUCCCUUCACGUAUAUUUGGACCUUCCUACUUCUAUUAUCGAGUGCAACUCCUGAGCAUGACACGCAAUCAGUAAUCGAAUGUGACGGUCUCUUCUUUCGGGACGUUUAUUAUGAUAAACACAUUCUGUUUGAGAGCCAUGAGAAACCUUACAACUUGUUCUUUGACAGAUUUACGGGAGAGCUGCUUUUUAGUCACACAAUCCAGCGCGGCCGAGAAAUCAACUUCCAGAUAAUGACUUGUAACGUUAAAAAAGAAAUCUGCAGAAGCAUUGACGGAGUUCCUGGAGGAUACGCUAUUGGGUAUGAUAGACUUCAUGAUGAAUUUUACAUGGGAGGUCAUCAAGGUCUGUAUAGAUAUAAUAUUGAAACGCACCAAGUGAGAUAUUUUGCUGAAAGAGGUAAGUCAGUUUGGGGUAUAUUCAUCAGAAGAAACUUUUACUAUAUACAGCAUCCAUCACAACAACUUUACGUUUACAAGAAGAAGACAUUUAGAAAAGUACCUGAAACAAUAGGAAUAGAAAUUGAUAAUUUUUUCAUCACCAGAAAUUUCGUAGUGUACUUCUCCAAUAAAACUGGAUUAUUCAAAGCCAAGAUUAAUAAAAGAGAAAAGAAACCUUACAUAUUGGCUAAGGAAAUCGAAAUCAGACAAAUCACCGAAGACUUAUACGGCUUUGUAUAUUUCUGCGCAAGCGAUGGUAUUUAUGUAGAAGAUUUGAAUAACAAAAGUAUUAAAAGAAUAGCAAAUAUUGAUCAGCUUUUUAGUAUUACAUUUAUGGAUCAUUUUUAUUUAUCGCCGAAAAAAGAAUUCAAUCAAUUAGUUUAUUCAGACAAAUAUGCUAUUUAUGUACUCACACACAACAAUCACAGUUCCAUGUGUGCGAAACUCUAUAGAACAAGUGGUAUACAUAAACCUGUUAAAUUAGUGAAAGUUGUGCUCUAA
This is a messenger RNA of Arctia plantaginis, 1833 nucleotides long. The record is from the annotation of a GenBank genome assembly. NCBI's taxonomy places the organism in Eukaryota, Metazoa, Arthropoda, Insecta, Lepidoptera, Erebidae.